AGGCCAAACCCCACAGCAAUUGAAGCAAGAUCUGAUCAGGAGAGAACAGUUCAUUCCUUGUCUCUCUCUCUACCUGGAUAUAUUUGUCUGCUCAGAACCCGCCUUCACUGCCAACUGACAGGAGCCUAUAUUUAUUUGCUUAUAAAACUGUUACAAUAAAUGAUUAUUCAAACGGCGUCAUUCAUCCCUUAAUGACGAGCCCUAGUUUUUGAUGAAUGACAUUUGUGCUCUGGGAAGGAUGUAUGGGUCAUUUUGACCAGUCAUUCCAUCGCUUUGGCAUCCUACAAUUUUUACGCAACGCGAAAAAAAGAAGAUAAUAUUUAGAGACACUGGCAGGCUGAAUGUGAAUUGGCCCCUGCUGCAGGCACAUCAUCAUUACUACAGCACCAACCCUUUCACUUUGACUUUUUUUUUUCUUCCCUCUCUCUCUUCACAAAGCUGAGAUGAUGGAAAGGAUAAGAAAAGAGAUGAUUCUCAUGGAAAGAGGUCUGCACAGCCCAACCACAGGCAAGAGGCUUUCUAAUUUAUCCGACUCAGCUGGGAAUGCAGUGUUGGAGGCCUUGGAAAAUGCACAUCACACUGGCCGCCUGAGUCCCAGGCUAACUUCUUCCUCCAUGCAUGGAUCUAUAGGGGACCUACCCAGCAAAGGCAAAUUUGAAAUAGACACUUUGUUCGGUAUCUCUCACCCCAACGGGGAGGCUGCUUCGGAGAUCUCUGACAGGGGGAAGAAGAUCAACCACCAGUAUUCAGAAGUAGCUUCAGAAGCAGAUAUGAACAGUGAUGUGGAAGUGGGGUGCUCAUCUCUGCGCUCCCCCAGCAGCCAGCUGAAGGACACCCUCAGCAAAGAGAGUGGUUCAGUGGCCAGUACCACCAGCUCCUCUGCAAGCUCUGGAUUAGGCAGCCUCAAUAAUCCCGUGGGGAGCUCCAGCUCAGCUGCUGACCAGGUGCGCCGGUACAGGACAGCAUUCACUCGGGAGCAGAUAGGCAGGCUGGAGAAGGAGUUCUACCGGGAGAAUUACGUGUCACGGCCCCGGAGAUGCGAGCUGGCAGCUGCCCUCAACCUCCCCGAGACAACCAUCAAGGUGUGGUUCCAGAACCGGCGGAUGAAGGAUAAGAGGCAACGUUUGGCCAUGUCCUGGCCUCACCCGGCAGACCCAAGCUUCUACACCUACAUGAUGACCCACGCUGCAGCCACAGGAAGCCUUCCUUACCCCUUCCAUUCCCAUGUGCCUCUGCACUACUACCCUCACAUGGGGGUGACGGCUGCAGCGGCGGCAGCGGCGGCCUCCGGGGCAGCGGCUUCUCCUUUUGCCACCUCCAUCCGCCCCCUGGACACUUUCCGCGCCCUGUCACAUCCCUACUCAAGACCGGAACUACUUUGCAGCUUCAGACACCCGGGUCUCUACCAAUCCCCAGCCGGGAUCAAUAGCACUGCUGCAGCCGCGGCCGCAGCGGCUGCCGCCGCCGCCGCCUCUGCUCCGGGCUCCACUCCCUGCUCUUGCCUCAGUUGUCACAGCAACCAGGCGGCGUCAGCACUGGGCGCAGCCAGCAGGGGCUCCGAUUUCACGUGCACGGCGGCCUCCCAGAGGUCGGAGAGUAGUUUCCUUCCCUAUUCUGCAGCAGUACUUAGCAAAACCUCUGUCACCCCUCCGGACCAAAGAGAGGAUACCCCUCUAACUAGAUAACUCCCCACACCACCCCAGGCAACUCCAUAUAUCCCCCCAAGUCUGCACUGAUGGCUGCAGAGAGGACUGAUGGUACCAUACCGACCAACGAGGGCGAUAUUUUAUUUAUGCAUUCACAAUUAACCACGAAUGAACACGAUUAUUUGAUUCCAAUGAACUGACAAGGGGUCUAAUCACAUCCUUACAAAAUAUUGUUACACCACAUUAGACAUUUUGGUUGACUUACUAAAGGAGUUGGGAAUGCUCACUAAAAAAAAACGAAGGUUAAUUUCAAUGGUCCAAUCAUGUGCAGAACUAAUAAACAAAAGUUGGCUUUUCACAUCUUUGAAAUACUGACUUCACUCUUUUUUUUAGCGAACUUUCUGAACUCCUUUAGUAAAUCAGUGGGUUAUAUAGCUGGAUUUCUCUAAACCUUUCAGCUGAAAAACACACCAUGGCUUUCUGUUUGUUCUUGGUUUAUUGGAGGGUUACAAGCUUGUGUUUCACUCAAUAUUGGCCUUAUUUUUGUAGGCCGGUCGUUAUAUAAAUAUAUAUAUAUAUAUAUAAAUAUCUAUCAAAUGUUAUUACUUUAAUUAUUUUGUAUCUGGAAAAUACUUGAAUCUGAAGAUAGGACAUAUGUCAUGGCAUUGAGAUGGGGGCGUGUCAUUUUUGUCUCAGCAUUGACCUAGGCACCAUGAUUAAUUAGAUAGACCACAUCUACCCCAAGUAAAUCCGCCUAGCUUAUGCCUGCUGCCUGCUUGCCUGCCUGCCACUGGGUAACACAAAUUUGCUUUCCCAGACCCCAGUUCCUGCAGGGAGUUUCCUGAACUUUGAAAAACACAUCACAAACUAGCAGCGUUAUUGCCAUGUCACUUCUGAUGCUAAUAAUGUGUAGAUUAUGA
Rana temporaria (common frog) is the source of this 2566-nucleotide messenger RNA. It is a transcript of the gene EVX2, whose product is annotated as even-skipped homeobox 2. Gene Ontology annotation, molecular function: DNA-binding transcription factor activity, RNA polymerase II-specific; RNA polymerase II cis-regulatory region sequence-specific DNA binding. The record is from RefSeq and is a predicted model, not a curated record. Bases 444 to 1685 code for a protein of 413 amino acids. The transcript has 3 exons. NCBI's taxonomy places the organism in Eukaryota, Metazoa, Chordata, Amphibia, Anura, Ranidae. Gene Ontology annotation, cellular component: nucleus. Gene Ontology annotation, biological process: regulation of transcription by RNA polymerase II.